AUGGGUCUCUCUCAGGAUGGGCUCAGCCUGCUCUUGUUCCUGGUGCUGGCCUGGUGCCUGGCCCCGCCUGUCUGCUGCCAGGGCCCGCGCUACGAGAAGUUCCUGCGGCAGCACCAUGACCACCCGCGGACCAAUGCCGGGAGGGAUUACUGCGGGGCCAUGAUGCAGCGCCGGGGCAUGGCCCGGCCCUGCAAAGACAUCAACACCUUCAUCCACGCCCCCAAGGCCCAGAUCCAGGCUGUCUGCGGCUCCGAGGGCAUCGAGUACUGGGGCAGGCGACGCAGCCGGGCUCAGUUCCCCGUCACCACCUGCUCACUGAAGGGCCCCCCGUGGGGCCGGUGCAGCUACCUGGGCCACGCCAACCACAGAUUCCUCGUCGUCACCUGCGACCCGGCAGGCUGGCCCAUGCAGUUCGACGAGAGCCACAUCAUGUGA
Emys orbicularis (European pond turtle) is the source of this 435-nucleotide messenger RNA. Its product is annotated as angiogenin-4-like. Gene Ontology annotation, molecular function: nucleic acid binding; RNA nuclease activity. The record is from RefSeq and is a predicted model, not a curated record. The coding region runs from base 1 to 435 and encodes 144 amino acids. Lineage: Eukaryota; Metazoa; Chordata; Testudines; Emydidae. Gene Ontology annotation, biological process: defense response to Gram-positive bacterium. The transcript has a single exon.